UCCCCCCAGGGGCGCAGCUACGUAAGCGUUGUCGGUCUGGAGAAGAAGCCGAUUCUGGAAGCCAUCAACGUUGCGCACAUCCGCGGAGUAAAUCCGCCACGAUCUUUGCGUACGAUACGCACAAUUACCUGCGCUGCGGACGCUUCUGUGCAGCGAUGGUGUCGGUGGCGAAGAAGAGGAAGAUGAACUUCUCCGAGCGGGAGGUGGAGAUCAUCGUGGAGGAGAUCGAGAAGCACAAACACACGCUGGUCAACCACUUCAACGCGGGAGUCACGCACAUGGCGAAGAACCACGCGUGGCUCGAGAUCCUGCGGAAGGUGAACGCCGUCACCACCUGCCCGCGCGAGCUCGCCGAGGUCAAGAAGAAGUGGUCCGACAUGAAGACGGAGGUGCGCCGCAAGGUGGCGCAGGCGCGCGCCGCCAUCGAGGGCACCGCGGCCGACUGCGCGCCGGUGCCCGUCAUCCUCACCGCGAUGCAGCAGCGCAUCUGCAACCUGCUCGGCGAGGCGACCAUCAUCAGCCUGCCGGCGGGCGGCGACUCGGACGCGGAGAUGAGUUUGCCGGUGACGGUGGACUCCGCCGCCGCCACCGUCACCACCGUCACCCUGACGGAGGCUCUGCCCGGAGGAUCAGAGACGGUCUGUGACGAAUCAAAGCCUCUGAACGCUGAAACCACGUUCCACGCCCUGGAGGACGGCGGCGUGGUGGAGUACUGCACCACCACCGUAGGGGCCGACUCCGCUGCCACCGUGGUGACGGCGGCGGUGGUCGAGGCUCCCGUGGAGAUGCUGGCCUCGUCCUCGGCCUCCUCGCCGCUGCCUCCUCCCCUGCAGGGUUGCGCCAAACCGCAGGAGCUGAAGAGCCGCAUCGCCCUGAACUCCGCCCGCCUGCUGCAGGAGCAGCGCGUCACCAACGUGCACAUCCGGCAGAUCGCGCAGCACCUGGAGGGCCAGAACGAGCUGCUGCAGAUGAUGCGGCGCUCGCAGGAGGCGCAGGCGUUCGCCCAGGAGCGACAGGCGCUGGCGCUGGAGGGCACGCAGGCCGCCCUGCUGGCGCUGGUGCAGAUGCUCCGGCCCACGCUCAAGGACCUGAGGAAGUUCCUGCAGAGCGGGACGGAGGCGGCGAACCCGAGCAGCUCGACGGCGACGGCAGCAGCAGCAGCGGUGACGGACGGGUCGGGGACGGAUGAGCAGAACCGGCCCAGAACGCCACCGGCGCCUCCUCCUCCUCCUCCUCCUGCUGCACCACAGACGGCUGAGGAGACGCAGUAGACUCUCUGUGUGUGUGUGUGUGUGUGUGUGUGUGUGUGUGUGUGUGUGUGUGUGUGUGUGUGUGUGUGUGUGUGUGGCCUCAGAGGACAAUGAAAAGCAGUUGCCUUAAGGAGCGUGUAUGAUGUACAAAAUUUUACUUAUGUUUUACAAUUUUGAAGAAGCAAAAGAUUUUGUUGAGAACAUUUUUUUAUGUAUUUUUUUUUAGUUGAUGUUAUUGAUCACAAUCGUUCAGAUGUUUUCAUCUUCACUCUGACGUGAUCUGAGGAUUAAAUUCUCAUUAAGGUUUAAA
Scophthalmus maximus (turbot) is the source of this 1560-nucleotide messenger RNA. RefSeq names its product nuclear apoptosis inducing factor 1 (gene naif1). NCBI's taxonomy places the organism in Eukaryota, Metazoa, Chordata, Actinopteri, Pleuronectiformes, Scophthalmidae. Gene Ontology annotation, cellular component: nucleus. Bases 156 to 1271 code for a protein of 371 amino acids. The transcript is spliced from 3 exons. The record is from RefSeq and is a predicted model, not a curated record.